This is a messenger RNA of Leptonychotes weddellii (Weddell seal), 3100 nucleotides long. Lineage: Eukaryota; Metazoa; Chordata; Mammalia; Carnivora; Phocidae. The record is from RefSeq and is a predicted model, not a curated record.
CCAGGGAGGGGAGGAGGGCUUCUCCCUGUAGUGACCCCUGCAGGUGGGGUUAUGGAAGGUUGGCUGAGGUGCGUGCAGGUGUGAUCCUGGCAUCUGGGCAGUCAGAAUGGGGUGAGGGGUGUGCGUGUGUGUGUGUGUGUGUGUGUGUGUGUGAUUGUAGCCUGGGGCACAGGACAUAUAAGUGGCUUGUCAGGGUGUCUACCCAUCUGGUUACCCUGCAUGGCAGGAUCUGAAUUUGGAAUAGGGAGGUGACCAGCUGUUUGGAUCCCUGGGGAGCCUGCUGCUAGGGUGUCUUGGUAUCUAAGUGUCAAAUACCUGGAGUUUGGGUGUAGACCUGUUUGGGUGGGUGGCAUCUCAGUAUCUAGGUGUGGGUGUCCCAGGACAAGGCUAUGGGAGGAUCAGGGUGUGCCAACCUAAGGAUGGCCCUGUGUCUCUGGAUCCGGAGUAUGGUUAAGAGCACGGGCUGUGGGUUCUAAUCCCAGCUCCGCCACCACCAGCUGUGUAACACCUGGGCAAGUUACUCGGCCUUUCUGGGUCUUCAGUGUUCUCAUCUGUGACAUCGGUGUAAUUAUAGAACGCGCUGCAUGGAGUUGCCCUGAGGAUGUAUUUUAUACACGUAGCCGGCUGCACCUUCGAGGAGGUGAGUGACCCAGCAGUGCCCUGUGAGUACAGCCAGGCCCAGUAUGACGACUUCCAGUGGGAGCAAGUGCACGUCCACCCUGGCACCCAGUCUCCGGCGGACCUGCCCCACGGCUCCUACUUGAUGGUCAAUGCUUCCCAGCAUGCUCCAGGCCAGAGGGCCCAUGUCAUCUUCCAGAGCCUGAGCGAGAAUGAUACCCACUGCAUGCAGUUCAGCUACUUCCUGUAUAGCCGGGAUGGGCACAGCCCGGGCACCUUGGGUGUCUACGUGCGUGUCAAUGGGGGUCCCCUGGGCAGUGCCGUCUGGAACAUGACUGGGUCGCAUGGCCGUCAGUGGCACCAGGCUGAGCUGGCUGUCAGCACCUUCUGGCCCAAUGAAUAUCAGGUGCUGUUUGAGGCCCUCACCUCCCCAGACGGCAGGGGCUACAUGGGCCUCGAUGACGUCCUGCUUCUCAGCUACCCCUGCGCGAAGGCCCCGCACUUCUCCCGCCUGGGCGAUGUGGAGGUCAAUGCUGGCCAGAACGCUUCCUUCCAGUGCAUGGCCGCGGGCAGAGCAGUAGAGGCCGAGCGCUUUCUCCUGCAGCGCCAGAGCGGGGCGCUGGUGCCCGCCGCCGCCGUGCGGCACAUCAGCCACCGGCGCUUCCUAGCUACCUUCCUGCUGGCCUCCGUGAGCCGCUCGGAGCAGGACCUGUACCGUUGCGUGUCCCAGGCCCCGCGAGGGGCGGGCGUCUCCAACUUCGCGGAGCUCAUCGUCAAGGAGCCCCCCACCCCCAUUGCGCCCCCGCAGCUGCUGCGCGCAGGGCCCACCUACCUCAUCAUCCAGCUCAACACCAACUCCAUCAUUGGCGACGGGCCGAUUGUGCGCAAGGAGAUUGAGUACCGCAUGUCCCGCGGCCCGUGGGCCGAGGUGCAUGCCGUCAGCCUGCAGACCUACAAGCUGUGGCACCUUGACCCGGACACGGAGUACGAGAUCAGCGUGCUGCUCACGCGCCCGGGUGACGGCGGCACUGGCCGCCCCGGGCCGCCCCUCAUCAGCCGAACCAAGUGCGCAGAACCCAUGAGGGCCCCCAAAGGCCUGGCUUUCGCUGAGAUCCAGGCCCGCCAGCUGACUCUGCAGUGGGAACCUCUGGGCUACAACGUGACACGUUGCCACACGUAUGCGGUGUCCCUGUGUUAUCAUUACACGCUGGGCGGCAGCCACAACCAGACCGUCCGGGAGUGUGUGAAGAUGGAACGGGGCGUCAGCCGCUACACCAUCAAGAACCUGCUGCCCUACCGGAAUGUUCACGUGCGGCUCAUCCUCACUAACCCCGAGGGGCGCAAGGAGGGCAAGGAGGUCACUUUCCAGACAGAUGAGGACGGUAAGAGUCCAAGCCCUGGCUCCUGGCAUACUCAGUGCCUCCCAGAGGCACCCUAUUCUGCAGAGUCCCUCGUGGAAGGCUGUUCCCUGGGGUCGCUGCUGGUGGGGUGGUGUGGGGGCAGGAGGGACCACUAUGCCUACUCCUACUACCCGAAGCCGGUGAACAUGACCAAGGCCACCGCCAAUUACCGUCAGGAGAAGACCCACAUGAUGAGUGCUGUGGACCGGAGCUUCACAGACCAGAGCACCCUGCAGGAGGAUGAGCGGCUGGGCCUCUCCUUCAUGGACACCCACGGCUAUAACCCCCGAGGAGACCAGCGCAGUGCCGGGGUCACUGAGGCCAGCAGCCUGCUGGGGGGCUCACCGCGGCGUCCCUGUGGCCGGAAGGGCUCCCCAUAUCACACGGGGCAACUGCAUCCUGCGGUGCGUGUGGCCGACCUCCUGCAGCACAUCAACCAGAUGAAGACGGCCGAGGGCUAUGGCUUCAAGCAGGAGUACGAGAGCUUCUUUGAAGGCUGGGAUGCCACAAAGAAGAAAGACAAGGUCAAGGGCAGCCGGCAAGAGCCUGCGCCUGCCUAUGAUCGGCACCGAGUGAAACUGCCCCCGAUGAUGGGAGGCCCCGAUGCCGACUACAUUAAUGCCAACUACAUAGACAUUCGGAUAAACCGUGAAGUAAGUAUCUCUCUCCCCGUCUCCUCCUCCUCCUCCUGCCUUCUCACCAGCUGUACCUCAGACUCUCUCAUGGUCUCUGGCUGUCUUUCUCUCUCUGUCUCUGUCCUCCUUCCCCUCCACUCGUGCGCCCAACGCCAACUGUCCAUUUCAGGGGCCUGGCCAGGGGCCGCCCGGGGCUGCAGAUCCGACACCACCCCUCUUGUAAACAAUUCCAUCCCCUCCUCCACUGCCCUGAGAUGGGGCAUCAGGGUUGGGAUGCUUCCACAGGCCCCCUCCACUGGCCGCCACCUUCUGUCACCUUUGUGCCCCAGCUCCCCACGCCCAGUGAGUCUCACUAGCCGUACCUUCUGUGGGGCCCUGGGAGGGCUGGGAGGGGGGAAGCUGCUCUGUUGGCGCCCCAUCACUGCUGCUGGGGGGUCAGGGUCUUGA